UGGAGUCAUGCACCAAAGAUGAUGUUAAUAAGAAGAAUAGCCUCAUUCCAAUGAUGAUUUCCAACCCAAACGCAUUUGAUUGUUGCAUUUGUUUUCAACCCUUAACUAUUCCGGUUUUUCAUUGUGAUAAUGGUCAUAUUGUUUGCUCUACCUGCUGUCCUAAUCUUGGGAACAAGUGUGACAAGUGCUCAAAACGCAUUAGCUUAAAACGUUGUAGAGCCUUUGACAAUCUAUUGCAAUAUAUCAAAAUGCCAUGUCCGAAUGAAAAAUAUGGUUGCAAGGAGACAAUAAGUUACAGUAAGACGAGGAAACAUGAAGAAGAAUGCAUCUAUGUGCCAUGUUACUGCCCCCUUUCUGGUUGUGACUUUGUUGCCUCAUCUGAAGUUUUAUUCGACCAUUUCAACCAUAAACAUGGGGAUUCUCGAAUCCACUUUUCAUAUGGUUCCUCCUUUGUUGUCUCCUUGAAGAGUAAUGAUGAAGUUAUUGUUCUUCAAGAGCAUACUAAUGGAAAAUUGUUUGUUCUUAAUAAUAGUGAAGUGCAUUUAGGAAAUGCAGUCAAUAUUAGCUGCAUUGGGCCUAACUCUUCCAAGUCAAGGUAUAGUUAUGAUAUAUCGGCUACGUCCCAAAUAGGUUGUCUGAAGUUACAAUAUGUUACGAAGAAUAUCCAACAAAGUACUUUAGCAACUCAUUCAUCUGAGUUCCUUUUGAUCCCAUUUGGUUAUUUUGAACCUCUCAAGCUAGAAAUUUGCAUAACUCCCAAGAUACAAAUUUUCGUAAGGAGAGGGAAUGGAAAGAUGACCCUCCUCAAGGUGGUGAUUUCAGACAAAAUAGCCGAUUUGAAGGAAAAGUAUAUGAAUGUGGAAGGGAUCCCAGUGAACCAGCAACGUUUGAUGUUUGGCAGGAAGCAACUAGAUGAUGACAACUGCACCAUUGCCGAUUACAACAUCCAAGAGAACUCAAUCAUCUACUUGACCUGUCCAGCUUCUUGACCCUUGUGAGGAAGACAAUCACCCUUGAAUUAGAGAAAUCAGAGUACAUUAUUUGAUAAUUGAGUCUUUGACUUUUUGUUUUCUUGUUUAAGCACUUGAGUUAGAAUGAUUUUCAGCAAUCGAAGUAACAGAUUUUGAUUUCAAUAUGAGGUGAAAUUGUAGAGCACUUAAUUGUAGCAUCAUGAUUGAUAUAAGAGUCACAAGUAACUUGAAUGUGAUUCUUGUAUGUGAUUCUUGUAUGUGAUUCUUUUUUCUUUUUUUUUUUUUGGAUAAAAAAAUUUGGGGAGAGGAUUGUUCUCCUGUCCAAGGUAGGGAAGACCUAGGAUUCACUGAGCACUUUCAAAGAAAUUUAUAUUUCCCUCUCUC
Messenger RNA from Trifolium pratense (red clover), 1355 nucleotides. Its product is annotated as E3 ubiquitin-protein ligase SINA-like 7. Gene Ontology annotation, molecular function: protein binding; zinc ion binding. Lineage: Eukaryota; Viridiplantae; Streptophyta; Magnoliopsida; Fabales; Fabaceae. The transcript has 3 exons. The record is from RefSeq and is a predicted model, not a curated record. Bases 51 to 989 code for a protein of 312 amino acids.